Molecule: messenger RNA, 1731 nt
Organism: Cladophialophora yegresii CBS 114405
Lineage: Eukaryota; Fungi; Ascomycota; Eurotiomycetes; Chaetothyriales; Herpotrichiellaceae
Exons: 4
Coding region: 1-1731 (576 amino acids)
Biological process (GO): transmembrane transport
Molecular function (GO): transmembrane transporter activity
Source: RefSeq, a predicted model, not a curated record
AUGACGAGCACGACAGAGACAGGAAUGGUAGAAGACAAGACAGCCGAUGAAGCUGGUGAGGCGAGGAAUGCGCGUGUCUCGUCCCGCGGAUCGUCUCCGCCGCCAGCACGCGACCAGUCGAAUGCAGACGAAGGGAGUGCCCUCGAAAAGACGACGAGCAAGAUCGAAAAGUAUCCGACGGGCGUCAAAUUGGCCGUCGUCUUGCUGAGCAUCUACCUCUCCGUGUUCCUGGUCGCGCUGGACAGAACCAUCAUUGCUACCGCCCUUCCUCAGAUUACGGACAAGUUCCAAAGCUUCGGCGACGUCGGCUGGUAUAACGCCGCCUUUCUGCUCCCCACGACGGCCCUUCAGCUGUUCUUUGGACGUCUGUAUACGUUCUACUCGCCCAAGUGGAUCUUCAUCAGCGAGGUCUUCAUUUUCGAAAUCGGCUCCGCGAUAUGUGGCGCGGCGCCCAACUCGGUCGCCUUCAUCUGGGGACGCGCCGUGGCUGGGUUGGGUGCUGGGGGGUUGUUUAACGGGUCGAUGAUUCUGAUGAUGUACAUUGCGCCGCUUCAAAAGAGACCUCUCUAUAUGGGGCUUCUUGGUGCAGUCUUCGGGGUGGCUUCGGUGGCUGGUCCUCUGCUUGGAGGAGUGUUCACGACAAAGGUUUCGUGGCGAUGGUGCUUUUACAUCAAUCUCCCCAUCGGCGCGAUAGUCCUUGCCUUUCUCUACUUCGCCGUCGAGGACGCCCCGCCCGCGCUGGGCGAGCUUCCGUUCAGGGAGAAGCUCUCGCGAAUCGACAUUCCCGGCACGCUCGUGUUCAUCCCCUGCAUCGUCUGUCUGCUUCUGGCCUUGCAAUGGGGUGGCCAGCAGUAUGCAUGGUCGAAUGGGCGUGUCAUCGCCCUUCUCGUCCUGUUCGGCGUCCUCCUUGUCGUAUUCAUCGUGAUUCAGGUCGUGAGACAGGAAUCCGCCACUGUGCCGCCGCGAAUCGCCAAGCAACGCACAAUCGCAACGGGAGGCUUCUACGUGUUUUGCCUCGGAUCUUCCUUUAUGAUCACCGUCUACUACCUGUCCAUUUGGUUUCAGGCCAUCAAAGGCGAUUCGGCCAUCAGGUCAGGGUACUCUACAUUACCCUUCAUUCUCUCGCUGGUCGUGGCGUCGAUCCUCUCAGGAGCGUUUGUCAGCAAGAUAGGCUACUACAACCCGUCGGUCCUGGCGGGGGCGAUUCUCGGGCCGAUUGGUAGCGGGCUGUUCACCCUGUUCAAGGUCGACACGGCACACCCGAUGUGGAUAGGAGUGCAAGUGCUGUUCGGGUUCGGCGUCGGGGUCGGCCUACAACAAACCAACAUCGCCGCUCAAGCGGUCCUGGAGAAGAAAGACGCUCCCACGGGCGUAUCGCUGGUGUUUUUCUGCCAGGGCUUGGGCGGCACCAUCUCCGUGUCGCUGGCCCAAAACAUCCUGGACAACAAGCUUGUCUCCGGACUCCGAGGCAUCGGCGACAUCACCGCACACGACAUCGUUCGCACGGGGGCCACUGAGUUGAGGAAGGCGUUCACGCCCCAACAGUUACCGGAGGUCUUGAGAGUGUAUAACCACGCGCUGGUGGUUGUCUUUUACGUCGGACUGGCGUUCUCCUGUGCCGCGGUCUUUGGCGCGCUGGGGAUGGAGUGGAAGACCUUGAAGGCAAACAAGGUCGAGAAGAAGGAUGAGGAGGGCCCGUCGGCGGAGGUCGACGCAGUGAAAGCUGAGUGA